ACACACGCCGCGACUGCUGGCUGCUUUGGCGCGAGCGGCGAGGCAGGAACGUGAGCUGUCAGACGAGGCCGCGACCCUGAGCCCGAUACGAAGCGCGUGCACAGCUCCGCGCGGACGUAGUGGUGGUGAACGAUAGCAGAACGAUAGCGAAGGAAGACGGUGCCCGAGAAACAGGACGGAGACACUCGCAGGCGACGGUCGCGGACGACGGCCGGCAGGAAGAGCGCGCGCGAACCGGGCUAUAGCGGGCCGAUCUGCGCGAUCCGAAAGGUCGCGGGUUCAUGAUCGCCCGUCGUUAUCGUCGGAGAAUGACGAUCUGGCAGCGCGUCUGACGCGGCAACGCAACGGUAUCUCGCUCAGUACGCCGGAGGACGACGACAAGUGUCGAUCAUCGGCCGUCGGCGAUUGGUGCGCACACCGUUGUUGGAGUCGUGACAGAGGACCUGUUGUAAUUUCGGUGUAAAAAAUACGGCCAACACCAAGUCACCGCGUCCAAAGUAUAAAUUACGCGGAGACGAUAAGCGAGCGUGUGCUGUUUGUGACAGAUACGUGCACAAAGAAGUUUUAUACUGCUUGCACGAGUUCGAGACAAGCGGGACAAGAUGCCGCUCUUCGGCAAGAAAGACUCGAACAAGAAGAUCAAAAAGGACGGCAAGGACGACCGAUCGCCGUCCGUCGAGGACAAGUACAUCAUGAAGGACCUGCUGGGCACGGGAGCAUUCUCUGAAGUGAGGUUGGCGGAGAGCAAAGAGAAGCCCGGCCAAAUGUUUGCCGUGAAGAUCAUUGACAAGAAGGCGCUAAAGGGAAAGGAGGACUCUCUAGAAAAUGAAAUCAAAGUCCUGCGAAGGUUCAGUGAAAGUGUGACACCACAGAGUGGUGGCGGAUCGUUCAAGUCGGAUAGUAGUGGCGAAAAGAGAUGGUUAACACAUCCCAACAUCGUUCAGUUGCUGGAGACAUUCGAGGAUAAGCAUAAAGUCUACUUGGUUAUGGAGUUGGUCACCGGCGGAGAGUUGUUCGACAGGAUCGUGGAGAAGGGCUCGUACACGGAGAAGGAUGCGUCCGGUUUGAUAAGACAAGUACUUGAGGCGGUCGACUACAUGCACGAGCAGGGCGUCGUUCACAGGGAUCUCAAACCGGAAAAUCUCCUGUAUUACAGUCCGGACGAGGACAGUAAGAUUAUGAUCAGCGAUUUCGGCCUAUCAAAAAUGGAAGAUUCCGGUAUUAUGGCAACCGCUUGCGGCACGCCGGGAUACGUCGCACCCGAGGUUCUUGCGCAGAAACCAUACGGCAAAGCGGUGGACGUUUGGAGUAUAGGAGUCAUCUCGUACAUCCUUCUGUGCGGAUAUCCGCCGUUCUACGAUGAAAAUGACGCCAAUUUGUUCGCACAAAUUCUGAAAGGUGAAUUUGAAUUUGAUUCACCGUACUGGGAUGAUAUCAGCGAUUCCGCAAAGGACUUCAUUCACAAACUGAUGUGCGUGAAUGUCGAGGAGCGCUACACCUGCAAACAGGCCCUCGCACAUCCCUGGAUAUCCGGCAACGCGGCUAGCAAUAAGAACAUCCACGGUACUGUAUCGGAACAACUUAAAAAGAACUUUGCCAAAUCAAGAUGGAAGCAAGCGUAUCACGCAGCCACGGUCAUACGUCAGAUGCAACGGUUGGCAUUGAACAGCGGUCAGCAGCAGCAGCAGCAGCAGCAGCAGCAACAGCAGGAGGGCACAGGCACGACCGGCCCCUCCAGCGGCAACCCCACGCAAUAUCGAGAGCAAUCGCAAAUCGGCUACAAUCAGCAUACGGGGCCGCUCGGGCCGCCCUCGAGCAAUCUCAGCAACUGAAGCAGAUGCGCGAGCAAGCAACGCUCACCGUGUCGGGCUUGAUGGUUACGAAUCUCACUCCUCACUUCAUUCCGAUCACAUCCGCCGAUCACCCGCCGUCGCUAUACCUGCGCAAGAAACGCUUCAUGCUGUGGGGCAGCGCACGCACCGCUCUGUCAGCCGCUCUCUUUCGGAACAA
Messenger RNA from Linepithema humile (Argentine ant), 2010 nucleotides. It is a transcript of the gene CaMKI, whose product is annotated as Calcium/calmodulin-dependent protein kinase I. Gene Ontology annotation, biological process: protein phosphorylation. The record is from RefSeq and is a predicted model, not a curated record. Gene Ontology annotation, molecular function: calcium/calmodulin-dependent protein kinase activity; ATP binding; calmodulin binding. Lineage: Eukaryota; Metazoa; Arthropoda; Insecta; Hymenoptera; Formicidae.